Molecule: messenger RNA, 1108 nt
Organism: Porites evermanni
Lineage: Eukaryota; Metazoa; Cnidaria; Anthozoa; Scleractinia; Poritidae
Source: the annotation of a GenBank genome assembly
AUGUUUACAAAACUUUACUACUCUCGUCAAACUUCCAGCGAGAAUAAGGAGGAGGCUCUUGAUGUCACCAACACUUCCCACCAUCACUACAAAAACAGGAUAGUUUCAAACUGGAAAAAAUUUAAGCCAUGCGAGGUACUUUCUUUCAUAAGCUUUUCCUUCACCCAUUCGAACAAUGCACUUGCAACUAGCUACGAAUCACUUAAGCCACGUGCAAAAGGACGCAACAACUCCCAAACGCAUUGUUGGGCUUACAAUGUAAUGUUUGGAGUUAUUGCGUCCGUGUUGGCAGUGGUGUACUAUGCAAACGGAUGCAACCAAUCCCACCUUCAGUGCAUCUUGCAUACAACCCAUAUAAGACUUUGUUAACUUGAAUGCAAAAGCCAUCUUGGCGCGUGCGUGGCCCAACAAUGUUGGAAGAGUUGUGCAAAUCGAUCCAAUAUUGUCGCGCUACGCUUCGUCGAUGAAGGAACGAAACACCCCAAACAUUACAAGAACAGAAUAGUUUUAAACUGGGAACAAUUUGACCCAUCCGAGGUAAUUUGUUUAGGCUUUUCCCCCAAACAUUUGAAUAACACACUUGGAACUGCUUUUUUCUCAAACGCUCGCUAAAGUUGACUCGGCUGCAAGGAUGUACCUCUACACGGGACAGGUUUUCACCAUGUAAAAGAGGAAAUGUACAAAAACGCGUUCCGCACCACACGCGAAUCUCAAUUUUAUCAAGUUGAAUAACUAACUGAUUUGUUUGUGAUUUUAAAAGGCAAGAGUUGCUCUCUAUGAAGGCGGAAAUCUGAAAAAGGAGUUGAAAUUCAACGCUACAAAAUCAAACGCCAGCAAAUGGUUCUCUCGCUCGGCUCUGACUCAGAGCUCCUGGUUUGAUAUUCAGACUGAGCCUCAGAACUUCUUUUCCAUCCCUGGAGCUGACAAUGAGCUAACUAAGCGUCGCUUCUUUAUUAACCGGAAUUAUGGUGGAUGUCCUCAAGAUGCAGGAUGGAUGGUGAUAACUGAAACGCAUCACUGCUCUUGGGAGACGCAUUACAAGAAGACGAACGCCAUACUGUACAGCAAGCUUCCGGUUUUUACAAACUGGAACAAGAAAAGUGAGUAA